CCCACCCAUCCCCAGAGUAUGGGGGUUAGUGACCCAUCUCAUGACACCUAAGUGAUUAGAGCUACGUGACCUCUGGAGGUCUUGGACUCCUUUCCCCUCUCCUGCAGCGUCUUGGGACCCUGACAUUUUAACCCUUCCAGCACCACUCCCCCCAAAAAUCCCAUAUUCUGCAGACCGGAGACGCAUUGAGGACUUCAACUCCCAGCAGCCCUUGCAGCUCUGAUCAGUCACCAGCCCCCCUUCUUGCCACCUGGCAAGCGUGGAGACCGGUCCGCAGCGGCUAGGCUCGUCCACCCUGCAAUCCCCAAUGGGCUACCGCCCCCCGCCGCCUCGGCUGCCACCCAGGACAAGGCAGGGGUAAGCACAGCUCUGCCCACCCCACUCUUAAGUGUAGGAUCACGUGGCCACUAUGUCUGGGGACUAUGAAGAUGACCUCUGUCGGCGGGCCCUCAUCCUGGUCUCAGACCUCUGUGCACGGGUCCGAGAUGCGGAUACCAAUGACAGGUGUCAAGAGUUCAACGAACUGCGGAUCAGAGGAUACCCCCGGGGUCCAGAUGCAGAUAUUUCCGUGAGCCUGCUGUCAGUCAUCGUGACAUUCUGUGGCAUCGUCCUCUUGGGUGUCUCCCUCUUCGUGUCCUGGAAGUUGUGCUGGGUGCCCUGGAGGGACAAAGGAGGCUCAGCAGUGGGUGGUGGCCCCCUGCGCAAAGACUUAGCCCCUGGGGUUGGGCUGGCAGGCCUGGUAGGAGGUGGUGGGCACCACCUGGGAGCCAGCCUCGGUGGUCAUCCCCUGCUGGGUGGCCCACACCAUCAUGCGCACACAGCCCACCAUCCACCAUUUGCGGAGCUGCUGGAACCAGGUGGUCUUGGGGGCUCUGAGCCGCCAGAACCUUCCUACCUGGACAUGGACUCAUAUCCAGAGGCCGCUGUGGCCUCUGUGGUAGCUGCUGGAGUCAAACCAAGCCAGACAUCCCCUGAGCUGCCUUCUGAGGGUGGAACCGGUUCUGGGCUGCUCCUGCUGCCUCCCAGUGGUGGGGGCUUACCCAGUGCCCAGUCUCAUCAACAGGUCACAAGUCUAGCACCCACCACCAGGUACCCAGCCCUGCCUCGGCCCCUCACCCAGCAGACCCUGACCACCCAAGCAGACCCAAGCACUGAGGAGCGACCACCUGCACUGCCCUUACCUCUGCCGGGUGGAGAGGAAAAAGCCAAGCUCAUCGGUCAGAUCAAACCAGAGCUGUACCAGGGCACUGGACCUGGUGGUCGGCGAGGCGGGGGCUCAGGGGAAGCAGGGGCACCUUGUGGCCGCAUCAGUUUUGCCCUCCGGUACCUCUAUGGUUCUGACCAGCUCGUGGUGCGGAUCCUACAGGCCCUGGAUCUCCCAGCAAAGGACUCCAAUGGGUUCUCAGACCCCUACGUCAAGAUCUACCUGUUGCCUGAUCGCAAAAAGAAGUUCCAGACCAAGGUGCACAGGAAGACGUUGAACCCCAUCUUCAACGAGACGUUUCAGUUCUCGGUGCCCCUGGCCGAGCUGGCACAGCGCAAGCUGCACUUCAGUGUCUAUGACUUCGACCGCUUCUCGCGGCAUGAUCUCAUUGGCCAGGUGGUUUUGGACAACCUGCUGGAGCUGGCUGAACAGCCCCCUGACCGCCCGCUCUGGAGGGACAUCCUGGAGGGUGGCUCGGAAAAGGCAGAUCUCGGGGAGCUCAACUUCUCUCUCUGCUACCUCCCCACGGCUGGGCGCCUCACCGUGACCAUCAUCAAAGCCUCUAACCUCAAAGCAAUGGACCUCACUGGUUUCUCAGACCCCUAUGUGAAGGCCUCUCUGAUCAGCGAGGGGCGGCGUCUGAAGAAACGGAAGACCUCCAUUAAGAAGAACACACUGAACCCCACGUACAACGAGGCCCUGGUGUUCGACGUGGCUCCCGAGAGCGUAGAGAACGUGGGUCUCAGCAUCGCAGUGGUAGACUAUGACUGCAUCGGCCACAAUGAAGUGAUCGGGGUGUGCCGCGUGGGUCCUGAGGCUGCCGACCCACACGGCAGAGAACACUGGGCAGAGAUGCUGGCUAACCCGCGCAAGCCUGUGGAACACUGGCACCAGCUAGUGGAGGAGAAGACGCUGAGCAGCUUCACAAAGGGUGGCAAAGGACUGUCAGAGAAAGAGAACUCAGAGUGAGGGGAAGACACAGAGGAGGCAGGUCUGGUCAAGGCCUGGGGUUGGACCAGGCACCCUCAGGACCCAUCCCUUCCUGCCCGGACUGUGAACUCAUCUCCUCGAAGCCAUAAUGUCCGAGCGGCUGGUGCGGGGCUGCCUGGACCUGCCCCUCCUUCUCCUGGAGGUGUGAGGCUAGGAGGCAGCAGGCCCAGCUCCCUGUUUCAGGGUGGGAGGUCCUCGGCCUCCAUUGUCUCUCUUCUUAUCCCCAGAGUUCCCCCUAGAGGCAAGGGGCCAUGCAUGUCUGGGGACCCCUGCCCCCAGCCCUCUGUCUGUCUAUCUGUCUGUCUCUUUGCUGUUGUCCAAGUCUUGCUGUUCUGGCCUGUGUCCUCACUGUGAAUGUCGACAGACCAAUCCUUGAUGUCCCCUGAACAGACACACCCUCCAGUGUCCACCCCCUUCUGUCCCUCCAUCUGCGUCUGGCCAAUCCCCCCUCUGCCGCUGCUAUCAUCACCAGAAAUAAACACACUCUGUGAGUCUCAUCCCACCUGUCUCCCUGGGGCCAGGAGGUGUGCUGGAUCCUAAGAGUGUGUGUGACUAGG
Molecule: messenger RNA, 2751 nt
Organism: Mus caroli (Ryukyu mouse)
Lineage: Eukaryota; Metazoa; Chordata; Mammalia; Rodentia; Muridae
Source: RefSeq, a predicted model, not a curated record